AUGGAUAAAGAAGUGUGUGGAAUACUCCUUUCUGUAAGGAACUCGUUUUCCGAUAGAUUAGACAGUAGUAGAAACUAUCAAUUUACUAUGAAUGAAGAACAUUUUAAAAGGUAUUGUAAUAGUAACGAAUGUGAUAAUAAUCUCAACAAAAUUAAUGCUGGAUGUUUAUAUUUGCUUGAUGCAUUCUUUGAGAAUUCUUCUGUGUUUAAUUCUGUUGCAAAAAGUAACGUCAAUAUUGUUGAAUACAUUAUGAUAUGGUUAAGUAAAAUGUUAAGCCGAAUCGAAAAUACAGAAAACCAGAGUCUACAAUUUUUUUAUGAUAUAUAUACAAAUGGUGAUAAUAAUUAUAAAAAGCCUAUAGCGAAUGUUAUAGGGUGUAGUAAUUAUAAGGAACUUAUAGAUAAAACAAAUAUGAUGAAUAUGAAAAUUAAAGAUAUAUCUAAAUUAUAUGAUGCAUUUACUACAUUAUGUACAAUGCAUUAUGAAUUUGAUAAACAGGAGCCAAAAUGCACGAAAUAUUUGAAUUCUGCCAAAAAUUUUGUUGAACAAUAUAAAAAACUUAAGGGAGAUUCUAGUAUUACUGAAAAGAGUUCAUAUGAUAAACUAUUAUAUACACUAUCAAAGGAUUAUGAUAAUUUUAAAAAUAAAUGUACUGUUAAUUGUCCCAAUUCAUCCUUCCCAACGAUAGAAAAAGCAGAAACUUCUGUAGGAAGUAUUGGACAAAUUUCUGAAGUUGCAUCAUCAAGUUCGUCGAUAACAAACAAAUUAUUUAUAGUUUUAUCAAUAUUUGGUGCAAUAGGAUUCUUUAUUGGAAUUUCUUACAAGUAUUCGUUAUUUGGAUUUCGGAAACGAUUUCAAAAACAAAAAUUAAGAGAAAAACUAAAAAAUAUAAAGAAGAGAAUGAAUCAUUAA
Messenger RNA from Plasmodium yoelii, 912 nucleotides. RefSeq names its product PIR protein. The coding region runs from base 1 to 912 and encodes 303 amino acids. The record is from RefSeq and is a predicted model, not a curated record. The transcript is spliced from 3 exons. NCBI's taxonomy places the organism in Eukaryota, Apicomplexa, Aconoidasida, Haemosporida, Plasmodiidae.